AGGCGGGGUAUCAUUACAGAAAUUACGUCAAAGGUCGAUCUUUUGGAAAGGCUUCUGAGGAAUGAAGAAAUAAAAUAUUUUAUAGCAAGUAGAGCAUAAAAUACUUGAAAAUAAGAUGUAAAAGUGUUAGAUAAUCUUAAGAACAACGAAUAAGGGACAUCUUAGUACUAAAUGGCAAAUCCGAAUCGCCGUGUUCUUCUACGGUGCGUUUGCUAGUAUCAGAUGACGUCACUAUAUUUAGUAGCAGCCAGCCUGUAACACAAACAAUUUGAUAUUCUGAUCCUUGAUCAAUGUUAGACAAAUGUUAGACAAUUGCGGUUGCUGCGGAGCUGUGGACCAGACCAGCUGAGAUGGCAGACGUGGCCGGGCCGUCGGGCGCCUCGGACGCCGAGCUGACGCCCAAGCAGCGGAUGGCCGAGCGGAUGCGGCGCCUGCGCGAGCUGCACUCGCGGCGCACCGAGGCGCAGCAGCUCAACCACAAGGAGGUGGUGGAGGAGGACCGGCGGCAGAGCCAGCCCAAGAACUGGGAGCGCCGCCAGCAGUGGGCCGAACGCAAACUGGAGGAGGCUGAGCAGCGCGAGCUGGCCCAGAAACAGGGAGAGGAUUUCGACCGCAAACGCAAUUUGGACAUUUCCGCCGAGGAUGCAGCCAAGUGGGAACGUCGUAAGCGUAAGCAUCACAACCCGGACCCGGGCUUCUCCAACUACGAGGCUUCUACGGCCAGGCAGUACGACCGUCUGGUGAAGCAGGUGAAGCCCGACAUGGAGGCGUACGAGGCCAAGAAGGAGGCCAUGGGCGACGCGUUCUACGCCGGGCCCGGCGCCAUCGUGCACGGUCACCACAAGGACACCAAGGAGGCCAUCGACAGACUGGCCGAGGACGUCAACAAACAGAUUGAGAAGCGAGCCAAGUUCAGCCGUCGCCGCAUCCAUGACGACGAGGCCGACAUUGACUACAUCAACGAGCGCAACAUGAAGUUCAACAAGAAGCUGGAGCGCUUCUACGGCCAAUAUACGCAGGAGAUCAAGCAAAACCUGGAGCGCGGCACGGCCGUGUGAACGAUCCGUGCCGUGGGCGCGUCCAGUGAGUGUGACCCAUGGCGCGAGAAUGUUCAGUGUGGUUGCGUGUGAUGAAGCGUGCGCGUCCGUCUGUAAGAUCUGUCACUAUUGCUAGUUGCCAUGCCAACGCAACGUUCGGUGGGGUGGCUAUUUUUUUUAACUGUUGAGUCGCUGAUUCACAGUGGUACAGAAGUGCCGGGUUUCAGAUAGGCGCUAGCUGUCACCAGUCUUGGUCCCGGAGAAUGGAAUCUGGCUGGGGAACAGCAGCAGCUGGUCGUUUUUUAUAACAGCCUGCUACGUCAUACAUUGGGGUAGCAGUUCGAACAGUCUCAGACCCGCCGGGGAUCAGAAGGGGGCCUAGCUUCCUAUAUGGGCUGUCGCCGUGCCGUGGUGGCAGGGCUGCCGUCGAGUAGCCAUCCAGCGGCUAUGGCCGGAGAUUGUCCCGGUUGAUUUCGCGUCCUCGGUGACAGUCCAGCUCGCUUAGUGCUGAGGCGGGAGGGUGGCCGAUGUGGGGUCCCUCCUGGACGGCUCCAAUUAUCACUGGUGGUUGACUAUGUGGACUCUCGCCCGGCGGCGCAGAGCUACUACGAGUCGCUUUUAGAUAGGCUAACGGGUUGUGUGACCAAAGCACCCGUUGUCGGCGCGUGACGAAGCGUAUGUGUUCUGCUAGCUGAUGUCAUCAAACGGCCUGCGUCAAUGCUAAAGCAACAACGUAGUUCCAGAGGCACUCAAGCAACACCGGUUUGCAUUCUGUUGCAGCAUGCGUCGCGGUUGGAAUCCAUUUUACGUGGUACAAAGAUGUACGAUCACAAUAAAGUGGGGUGACGUAA
Messenger RNA from Amphibalanus amphitrite, 1888 nucleotides. RefSeq names its product pre-mRNA-splicing factor syf2-like. The record is from RefSeq and is a predicted model, not a curated record. Bases 351 to 1058 code for a protein of 235 amino acids. Lineage: Eukaryota; Metazoa; Arthropoda; Thecostraca; Balanomorpha; Balanidae. The transcript is spliced from 5 exons. Gene Ontology annotation, cellular component: post-mRNA release spliceosomal complex; catalytic step 2 spliceosome; Prp19 complex.